Messenger RNA from Engraulis encrasicolus (European anchovy), 1385 nucleotides. RefSeq names its product transmembrane protein 222a (gene tmem222a). The coding region runs from base 20 to 571 and encodes 183 amino acids. The record is from RefSeq and is a predicted model, not a curated record. The transcript has 6 exons. Lineage: Eukaryota; Metazoa; Chordata; Actinopteri; Clupeiformes; Engraulidae.
CAUCAGUUGACAGUUUGUGAUGGCGGAUGUGUCAGAAGUAGACGCAAUGAAGAAUUUUCACGGAGGUUUCGAGAAAAUAGACAAAGAAAUGAGCCGAUAUCCGUAUUGUAUUGUUUGGACACCUAUUCCAGUCCUAACGUGGUUCUUGCCUUUCAUCGGUCACAUGGGAAUAUGCACAUCCAGUGGAAUUAUUCGUGACUUUGCAGGACCAUACUUUGUAUCUGAAGAUAACAUGGCUUUUGGAAGACCGACCAAGUACUGGAAACUAGAUGUCAACAAGGUGUACGCUUCAAGCCCCAAUGCCUGGGACAUGGCAGUACAUGAUGCAUCAGAAGAGUACAAGCACAGAAUGCACAACUUGUGUUGUGACAACUGCCACUCCCAUGUUGCCAUGGCCCUGAACCUGAUGCGCUACGACAACUGCUCCUCCUGGAACAUGGUCAAGCUCUGUCUGCUCACACUCAUCUACAGCAAACACGUCAGCUUCGUGGGGUUCCUGAAGACUUGGCUGCCCUUCCUGAUGCUGGUUGGCGUGGUGGUGACCAUCGCCCUGGCAUUCAACCUCCGGUAACCGAGACAACAGACGCAGGACACACGAGCCGACAAACACACACACACACAUAUAUGACGUGUGAAAACCAACACACGCUUGACACGCGUGAAGGAAUUCAGAACUGCUCCAGAAGAGAAGGCAGGAACAUCGGAAGUCCCUCCUACUUGUAAUAACCUACUGACUCGUAAAAUUAUCACUGAUUGUGAAUCCAAAAUGCUUCCAUCUGCUCCGUUUUGUAUGUGUAUCUCUCUAUGCUGGAUCACAGCUGUUAAUGGUCGUAUGUAUGGAAUCACAAAUGUAUUGGCGGCUGACCGUGUGCCAGUCAAUGUCUUUCAGGAGAACGCUACUACUGAGCAUUUCCCACAUGGCUGUUGAAGUCCAACAGAUCAUGCAGACACACACACACACACACACACUGUUGCUGUUUUUUUCCACGUGGGUUGGUUCAAGAUUUGAUAAGCCACUGCUGGAUUUUCACAAAGCUAAGAAAUACUGUACAAAUUUGACAAUUGUACUUACAUAUACAGCAAACUAUGACACUUGGACAGAUGCCACUCCAUAUUUUCAUAUCUGAGCUGUAGUUUUUAUAGGAACUCCUUUUCGCCUUGGUGUAUACCCACAACUUUUGACUGGUUUCCAUUCCAAGUCUUUUCAUUCGUUUGAAGGUUCAUGGAAAGUACUACAGGGACUUUUUAAAAAAGAGAGAUUGUAUUUUGUUUAUUCAUGUUUUUUUACUGACUUGGUACGUAAUCGAUGCAUGGAAGCCUCAUUGUAUUCCAAUGUUAACCUAUGCUGUACAUAAAAAUGAAAAUAAACAAUAUAAUGGUCUUUA